UAUUUUGUUAACCUAACCUCAAAAUUGGUAAAAGCUGUGAUAUAAGUGCUCAAUAAAAUGGAACAGUUUUUAGAAUUUAUAAGGAAGGCCAAACAAGCUCUCAGCAAUAUUGGAACUUUCAAAAACGUUCAUUUGGUGCUUGGGAAUGAGUCUUGUGACUUGGACUCCACAAUUUCUGCAUUAUCCCUUGCUUAUUUAAUACAUUCACGUAAUACUAACGAUUUAGUAAUCCCCGUGAUGAACGUUGAAGCUAGAUAUUUUCCCUUGAGGACUGAGACAAAUUACUUGUUGAAAAAAUACGCUAUUGAUCCCAAAAAUCUCGUUUACAAGGAUCAGAUCAAUUAUUCAAAUAUCUUAAAAACCACCAAAGUAACAACUAGCUUAGUGGACCACCAUGUGUUAUCAAACCAUGAUAAAGUCCUAGAACCAACAGUUGUAGAAAUCUUUGACCACAGAACCAUCAACACCGAAGAAAUUUGUCGGGGGGAUCACGUGGAAAAGACCGUUAUUAAAAUAGUCGGUUCUUGUUGCACUUUGAUCACAAAUGAAAUUAUUGAGUCAAAGUUGCCAAUUUUAUUUCAUGACUUGAGUCACCUUUUAUAUGCUACAAUUAUUUACGACACUAUCGGACUUGAUAAGGAAAGUGGGAAAACGUUCGAGGAUGAUCUUCAAGUUGCACAUUACUUGGAAAACAUCCUUAAACCAACCGAAACCAGGAAAGAAUUGUUCAACGUGUUGUGGAAAAUCCACAACGAUACGUCUAGUCUGACUAGCCAAGAUUUACUCUACCGAGACCUAAAAGUGGUUAAGGGUGUCCCAAUCCCGGGUUUACCAAUGUUGGUUGAGCAAUAUUUAAGUCGUGAGGAUGCAGAUAGCGCUAUUGCAGCGUUCGCGAGUGAAUUCAAAACAUCCAGUGUUGUUUUAAUUGGGAUUGACGCUAGUGGCGACGUUAAAAGAGACAUUGCGGUUUUUUCUACCGAUUCCACGUUUAAAAAAACGUUAAUCUCGAUUUUGAAUGACAGUAAACAUGACUUACGACUCACCGAGACUUCUGUAAAAAGUAAGAAUAUUGUGUGUUUCGGACAGGGCAAUAUUAAAUUGACACGUAAAUUUAUUCUGCCUCUGGUAAACGAUGCAGCUGUACAAUGCCAAAAAUAGGAAAAUGCAUUGUUAGUCUUUAAUAAACGAAAUUAUAAAUAACACUCUACAAAAUUAUAAAAUACCACUGUUUUCAUAACGUAUGGUGAUACGGAGCAGGCGUUGGCACACUCAUUAGAGGCGAGUUGAGGUCAAUAUCCAUUUCAAGAGGUACAGCAGUCUCCUCUUGCGAAUUAAUCUUAGUCUGAAGCGUUUCGUACAAAUUGUGAACCUUUUCGCUGUGUUGGUGCGUCGGUUGCAGCGCUUUCAUCAGCGUGUGUAAACGACUAGCCGGCAGUCGGGAAUGUACAUACCACAGCAAUUUCAGUAAAUGUCUUGUCACGUUCUCCCUCGUCAGCCCAGCAAAAAAGAAUUCGUCGAAGAGAACAGUACAAAAAUCCUCAGCUUGAAACUCCUCCGGAUUAUGAAUAAGGAAAAUGACCUGCGGAAACCACAACUUUGCAAAUAAUUAACACAAAUGUGUGUACACGUACGAGAGAGUGGAGGAACGGGUCCUCAAAAGCCCGGUCGUCUUUACAGUUCGCCAAAACCGUCAAGACUCGCAGCAGCCCCACCCUGUCUUUAAGCCGGGCCACGUUCAGGGUGUAGUACAUGGCGAGAAUACUGGCGACUGAACUGUCUUGAAUGUAGGCCUCCACUGCAUCGGGCAAGGGCCCCGAAUGUUCGAUAACUGUGAUAGCAGCUUCGCGUUCAUCUGGGGGCAAUUUGCCUGACAAUUGCCGCACUUGGUCGUCGACCAUGAGCGACAUUAGGGCCGGCAAAAAUUUCGUAACGACCUGACUGUCCAGUUUGGGCUCUUUGAAGUCUUGGGAGUCGAUCAUGACCCAGGCACUUAGACCCAAAGCCAACAUUCGCAAGAGCAAAAUUAAAAUCGUAUUGUCCUAAAAUAUUCGUAUAAAAAUUAUAAUUUUGUUUCGAAAA
Messenger RNA from Tribolium castaneum (red flour beetle), 2079 nucleotides. It is a transcript of the gene pn, whose product is annotated as prune. Gene Ontology annotation, molecular function: exopolyphosphatase activity. The record is from RefSeq and is a predicted model, not a curated record. The transcript has 4 exons. NCBI's taxonomy places the organism in Eukaryota, Metazoa, Arthropoda, Insecta, Coleoptera, Tenebrionidae. Gene Ontology annotation, cellular component: cytoplasm. The coding region runs from base 58 to 1158 and encodes 366 amino acids.